AUGCUUGUAGGUUACUUCAUUCUGCUCCUCCUCACUGACAAUGUGACAGAACAUGAGGGGAACUGCAGCUAUCAAGCCGUUUUAGACUAUCUCAACUUGACAAAGAACAAAGAACUGUUCACCAUGAGUCGGCCUGUCAAACACUUUAGAAAUGAUACGAAGGUAUACUUUGAAAUGCUGAUUUCCUCCAUACUGGAUGUGGUGAGUUUCUAUUUUUGGACCGACACGUAUUGGCUCAAUGACUACAUUUCCUGGGAUCGAAAUGAUUUUUGUGGACUUGAAAUACUCAACAUUCCCACUGAGUCUUUGUGGAAGCCAGAUUUAAUUAUUAACGAGAUAGUUGAGAAGGACAAGAACCCUGAGAGUCCUUAUCUUCAAAUAGAUCAUGAAGGCUAUGUGGACUAUUGGAAUGACCAGAUGGUGGUCAGCUCCUGUAAGAUGCAUGUUUACAGAUUUCCCUUUGACAUUCAGAAGUGCAACCUCUCCUUCAGAUCUCUCAUUCAUCGUGAUAAAGCUUUAUCUUUAAAUUUCAUUGACAAUGACGAUAGAUGGAUCACCCAUUUGUCUCGGCGCUUGAUGCACACACAGUCUGAGUGGCUGUUCUUGAAGUUGACAUCUGCCAAGACAACUGAGAACAUCUACAUCGGUCACAACCAAACCAUCCUUUUUUACACUAUUCAUGUGAAGAGGAGGUCAGUCCUCUACAUCGCUAACUUCUUGGUGCCUGUCCUCUUCUUCUUCUGUCUGGACUUGAGCUCUUUCCUGAUAUCAGACAGUGGGGGAGAGAAGCUCAGCUUCAAGGUCACUGUGAUGCUCGCUGUCACAGUCAUGCAACUCAUUCUCAAUGAGAUUCUGCCUUCCUCAUCGGACAGGAUCCCCCUGAUUGCGCUCUUCUGCAUUGGGAUGUUUGGAUUGAUGAUGUUGAGUCUCCUGGAGACAAUCUUUGUGAUGUAUUUAAUGGAGAAAGAUGCUGCAUCCCAAAACAAUGAGACAAACAGUGACUUAAGCCUGAACAGGAGCAAACAAAAAGUGAAGAAAUGUGGAAACUGUGCAUCUAUCAGUGAUGUUUCUACUAAUCAAACACCAAACACCAAAGAGGACAGCAGCAGCCAGCUGAUGGAGGUGUCCUUCACUUUGGAAAAAGUCUCAGAGGAGCUGCAGCAGAUUGAAAACACAAUGACAGCAAUGGAGGGUGAAAAAGAAGAGAAGAUACCUGGUUACUGGACCGCUGUGGCAAAGCAAAUCAACAAGGUCUUCAUAGUUUUUUAUGUGAUAAGUGCCAUCGUGUCAUCGGCCGUUACAUAUGACCGAGCUACGCUUCUAGAACUGCGUUUUCCGUUUAAUCAUCCUGUUAACGGGAAAUUCCACAACCCUCCGCCACCACUGCUGUCAUCAAUUCCUGCCUUCCUCAGUCGCCCUGCCUGUCGGCGUCCAGGCAGUAAGCGCCGCAGAAGACGUGGUCGGAGAGGAGGGCUACAUGUCAAGCUUCGAUCCUACCUGAAACUGCCUUGGACUAGUGAGCUGAUUGGACCUGCCUGCGCCGUCCCCAGUAGAGCUCGGGAAUGUUACCGCUGGCUUCUUCCUGUUGGCCCGGACUCCGCCAUCUCUACCCCAAAUUGGUGUUGGUGGGAGAAAUCCUCGCCGCGGCCGUGUCCUGGAAAACCUCCGCCCGAUUACUCGUAUGACAGCGCUGCCUGCCGCCUCGUCCUCGCUCCGCAUGGGUUUUGCAACGCCAGAUCGAUCAACAAGAAAACGUUUGUCUUCAAUGAUAUCAUCUCCUCCCGCAAUCUGGAUUUCUUCUUCCUCGUGGAAACGUGGCUGCCACCAGGUGAUGUCAGUCUGUUCUCGGAGCUCCUCCCCUCCGGCUACCUGUUCCUAAACUCCCCGAGACAAACGGGAAGGGCUGGAGGGGAUAGCCACCGUAUACAAGCAGUCCUUGAACUGCCGCCAACUGUCCACCAGGGGGUACUCCAGCUUUGA
Salarias fasciatus (jewelled blenny) is the source of this 1980-nucleotide messenger RNA. RefSeq names its product 5-hydroxytryptamine receptor 3B-like. The coding region runs from base 1 to 1980 and encodes 659 amino acids. Gene Ontology annotation, cellular component: membrane. The record is from RefSeq and is a predicted model, not a curated record. NCBI's taxonomy places the organism in Eukaryota, Metazoa, Chordata, Actinopteri, Blenniiformes, Blenniidae. Gene Ontology annotation, molecular function: transmembrane signaling receptor activity; extracellular ligand-gated monoatomic ion channel activity. Gene Ontology annotation, biological process: monoatomic ion transmembrane transport. The transcript has 11 exons.